UUCGCAAAUAUAUAGUAACAAAUGUACAGUACAAAUUCACAGGUGGUUGUACAAAGUUGUAUAUAAUGUUAUCAAAAUACGUAGUUGUUACCCUGCUUAUUGCAUGUACUUGGAUUAAUGGAAAUUAUGCUUACCGUGAUAAUGAUCUUACCGUACUCGUGGCAGCAGGCAAAAAAGAAUGUUUUUACCAGUCGGUGAAAAGUGGUCAAAGCAUUGAUGUUGAAUACCAGGUGAUUGAUGGCGGUGAAUUGGAUAUUGAUUUCCGAAUAUCUGCACCAUCAGCAAUUGCAGUCGUCACAGAAUUUAGAAAAAAUGAUGGAAUACACACGAUAGACCCGACUGAACAAGGAGAUUAUGAAGUUUGUUUCGACAACACUUUCAGUCGCAUCACAAGUAAAACCAUCUUCUUUGAGAUUAUCAUCGACAACAACGAGGGGGGAAUGGAUGAAGAUGACGAGGCAUGGAAGAAGUUUGUGGCUUCCGAUGAAACUUAUGGAGACAAGCUGGCCACCCUGGAGGUAGCAGGGCAAAGUCUUGAUUCAAUUAAAUCCAACAACGCCAAGAUCACUCAAUACCAAGUCAUGCUGCGUGCCUUUGAAGCAAAGGAUAGAAAUGUAGUUGAAAGAAACUUCAUGAGAAUUAACUUCUGGUCACUCACAAACAUUGUGGUCAUGCUGUCAGUUUUCGCUCUGCAAGUGUUUAUGGUCAGGAACAUGUUCAACGACAAGCAGAAAGUGCGCACUUAGUGAAGAUAUGGUUGCGUAAUGCAUGUUCAAUAUACACCCUACAUAUUAUAUAGACUUCUUUUUAUUAUUGAAACCGUGAGUGUGGUACAAAAGUGAUCUUUCAUCUUUAUUUAUAUUAGUAACUGCAGUAAUUAGAACUUGUCUGUACCCAUAUUUUCAAUUGAAGAGAAAUUGUUAAGCACUUAAAUUAAGAUUGAAACUGAAUUAGUAAUUCAAUUACACUAUGCUGCAAACCAAAGUAUUUUUUGUACCUGCAUAUUUGGUCAAAUUUGUUACACAACUGCGAUUGAUUUUAAAGUAUCGAGUGUUUGUAAUAAUACUGUUUCAUUUGUUGUAAGAAUACACUUCAAGCCUUCCACA
Ciona intestinalis (vase tunicate) is the source of this 1106-nucleotide messenger RNA. Its product is annotated as transmembrane emp24 domain-containing protein 1-like. Lineage: Eukaryota; Metazoa; Chordata; Ascidiacea; Phlebobranchia; Cionidae. The record is from RefSeq and is a predicted model, not a curated record.